Molecule: messenger RNA, 852 nt
Organism: Aspergillus clavatus NRRL 1
Lineage: Eukaryota; Fungi; Ascomycota; Eurotiomycetes; Eurotiales; Aspergillaceae
Gene: asf1
Product: nucleosome assembly factor ASF1
Exons: 4
Coding region: 1-852 (283 amino acids)
Biological process (GO): nucleosome disassembly; DNA replication-dependent chromatin assembly; nucleosome assembly
Cellular component (GO): nucleus
Molecular function (GO): histone binding
Source: RefSeq, a predicted model, not a curated record
AUGUCCGUCGUCUCUCUUCUCGGGGUCAAGAUUGUGAACAAUCCUGCCCCUUUCCUUGCCCCAUACCAGUUUGAGAUCACCUUCGAGUGCCUGGAACAGCUUCAAAAAGACCUGGAAUGGAAACUCACUUACGUUGGUUCCGCUACAUCGUCUGAAUAUGACCAGGAACUCGACUCCCUUCUCGUCGGACCCAUCCCUGUUGGUGUCAACAAGUUCAUCUUCGAGGCCGAUCCUCCAGACCUAAAGCGCAUCCCUACCUCGGAAAUCCUUGGAGUGACUGUCAUCCUUCUCACUUGCAGCUACGAUGGCAGAGAGUUUGUUCGUGUGGGAUACUACGUGAAUAACGAAUACGAUUCGGAGGAGCUUACCCAAGAUCCGCCCGCAAAGCCGAUCAUUGAACGAAUCCGUCGGAACAUUCUGGCGGAGAAACCAAGAGUGACUAGAUUCGCUAUCAAGUGGGAUUCGGAGGAAGAUGCUCCUGCAGAAUACCCGCCAGACCAACCCGAGGCAGACCUGGAAGAUGACGGUGCUGCUUAUGGUGCCGAGGAAGCUGAGCUUGAGGCUGCCCUGGUCAAGGAGCUUGAAGAGGUCGAAAAGGAUGCGACCAAGGGCGGUGACCAUGAGAUGGAGGGUGCCGAGGUGACAACGGGCAAGGAGGACGAAGAAGAAGAUAUUUCCGACGCCGAGAGUGAGGAUAUCGAGGAUGAGAGUGAUGACGAGGAGGACGACCUUGACGAAGACGAGGGUGGAGACGCCGACGAAGAUGUCGAGAUGGGCGAUGAUUCCGAACAAAAAGAUACGAACAAUGCCGCCGAGCAUCACCAUCAGCAGCCGGAUAUCAUGGUGCACUAA